AGAUAAAUCUGAUAAAUAAAAUAUAAGUGAAGAACAAUUCUCAUUUCCUCUGUAAUUACAAAAUCCACUCUUUUAAUACGUGCCGAGGCCAUUGACUUACACGCUAUGUUUGCAUUAUAAACUCACAGACAUAGUGUAAUCCGUUGAAUACUAAGUUUGACAUUAAUAUAGUAAGCAAAAUUAAUGGGCGAACAAAUUUUAGUGUUGGUGGGGGAGGCUGCAAUCUCCAGGCUAUUUUCACUAAUCACAGAAGAAGUGAAGGGUAUAUGGGGGUUUGAGGAGGAGCUCGGUAGCCUUCAAGAAUCGCUGACUGUCAUUUCUGGAGCUUUGCAAGAUGCGGAAGAGAAGCAAGUGACGCAGACUGCUGUGAGAAAUUGGCUUAAGAAACUCAAAGGAAUCGCUUAUGAUACUGAAGAUGUGCUUGAUCAUUUGGCUUAUGAAACUCUUCGUCAGUCUGUGGAGAUUCGACAUGCCCAGGUACAGAACUUCUCUGCAUUCUUUAAACCUGUUGCAUAUGCAAGAAAGUCUGCUAAUUUCCUCAUAAUGGCUCAUAAGGUUAAGAAAAUGAGCAAGGCCCUCGAAAAAAUGAAGGCCGAAGCUCUGAAUUUUCAGUUUAUCCAACAAGUGAAAUGUGUUGGUUUGAUGCCUCAAACAAAUUUUGAAACCGACUCCGUGCUUGAUGUAUCUGUUGUUGGAAGGGAUGCUGAUCUGAAUAGGAUCAUGAACUUGCUGACCAGCAACUUCUGUGCUCAACAACUGCUUAACAUCAUCCCCAUCGUAGGAAUGGGUGGUCUAGGAAAGACUACAUUAGCUAAAUCCGUGUGCGAACAAGUCACUGAACGGAAGCUGUUUGAUUUGAAAAUAUGGGUUUAUGUUUCUUAUAAUUUUGAUGAUAAAAGAAUAUUGGGGGAGAUGUUGCAAAUGUGUGGCGGAGGAAUGAGCGGGAAGACCAAUAGGGAUGCGAUUCUGCAAGAUCUUGAAAUAUCGUUGGCAGGGAAAAAGUUUCUUCUUGUUCUUGAUGAUGUUUGGAAUGAUGCGUCGAAGAGUUGGAGUGUUUUGGUAAAUCGUUUGUUACGAGUUAGCGGGAAGGAAGGGAAUGCUAUUAUUGUCACAACUCGCAGCGAAGAAGUUGCGUCCAUGGUGGAAACUAGUACUGAGUUUCGGCAUAGGCUAAGUAGCUUGUCUGAUGAUUAUUGUUGGUCUAUUAUGAAGAAAAGGGUGUGUGGGGACGGGAACGGAGGAGCAUCAAUUCCUUCGGAAUUGGAGCAGAUUGGGAAGGAGAUAGCGAUAAAAUGUAGAGGAGUUCCUUUAGCUGCAAAAGUUUUAGGAGGAUCAAUGCGUCUUGAAAUGAACAAGGAAUCAUGGAUGUCGAUAAAAAACAGUAAUAUUCUGAAUGCAUCAGAUGAUGAGGUUACUAAUGUUGAAUCCAUUUUGAAAUUGAGUUUUGAUCGUUUGCCUUCUCAUUUGAAGUCAUGUUUUGCGUACUGUUCGAUUUUUCGGAAAGAUUAUUCGUUUGUGAAGCAGGAAGUAACUGAGUUUUGGAUGGCUGAAGGUCUUGUUGAGCAAUGCAAUGGUGAUACAGCCAAUAAUUACUUUAAUGCCUUGAUUCUCAACUCCUUUUUCCAGAUAUCAGAAGUGGAUGAAUUAGAUAAUGUCUACAAGUAUAAGAUGCAUGAUCUUAUCCAUGAUCUUGCAUUGUCUAUGACCAAGUCUGAAAUAUUGAUUUCCGACACUCGUUCAAUCAAAGAUGUUAUAUCGAACACUCGUCACCUGAAUCUCAUUUGCGAUAGGGAAACUGUGUCGACGUUUCCAAAAAUAGCUGCGAAAAGACUGCGUUCCCUAUUCACAAACGAUGCUGUUAUUUACAAGUCGUUGCAGCUGAAAAGCUUGCGGAUGCUGAAAUUUCACUAUGCGGAUAUCCAAGAAUUGCCGUCUUCAAUAGGAAAUCUGAAACAUUUAAGAUAUCUGGAUGUCUCGUUCACUCCAAUCAAAGCAUUCCCUGAAUCGAUCACCAAGCUUUACAAUUUGCAAACACUAAGGUUCGACGUGUGCACGUCACUUACGAAGCUUCCUAGUAAAAUGAGCAAUCUGAUCAACCUGAGGCAUAUUUCUUUUUGUGAGGAUCAUCACAUGCCUUCUAAAAUUGGGAGGUUUUCUCAUCUCCAAACUCUCCCAUUUUUUAUUGUGGGUCUUGAUAGAGGAGGUAGCAUUCAAGAACUAGAAAACUUGAACCAACUAAGAGGGAGCUUAGCGAUAAAGAACCUCGAAAACGUGGGUGAAAAAAAAGAAGCCGAAAAAGCAAACCUGAAGGCGAAAACAAAACUAACAGCAUUGCGGUUCAAUUGGGUUGAAACAGGAGACAAUUUUGUAAACAAUCAUGAAGAAGUUCUUGAAGGUCUCGAGCCUCAUCCAAACAUUGAGAGAAUAAAAAUUGAGAAUUACAUGGGGUUCAAUUUGCCAUCAUGGUUGUUGAGUAUGAACAUUAACGGUAGUGACUUGAAUCAGUUGGUGGAGCUGAGAUUGAACAACUGCAGAUACUGUAACGAAAUCCCGAGGCUUGGUCAUCUUCCGCAUCUUAAAAUUCUUGUUAUAGAUGGUAUGCAUCUUGUCACACAAGUAGAAUCUAUUGGAAAACAGAGCAUUCUGUUUCCGGCACUAAAAAUAUUUAGUCUAGAGAAUAUGAGCAGUUUACUUGCAUGGAAGGUCGAAACAGAAGAUGACACAGUCGCAUUCCCGUGUCUUGAGGAGUUGUCGAUAACUAGUUGCACAUUGUUGAAGAAAAUUCCGAUGAUCAAUCGUUCAUCGCUCGUAAAACUGGAGAUCUAUGGCUGUAAUGAACUGAGUUACUUAUUUGAUGAGCUUCAUUCUUUCCCAUGUCUUAAAAGCUUAGUAAUUGGUGAUUGUAGCAACUUAACCUCUUUUCCAAGAGGAUUACAAUGCUGCACUUGUCUGGAAGAAUUGGUCAUAACCAAAUGCUAUGGGAUCACAUCUCUUCCUGAAGAAUUGGGGGAACUGCCUUCUCUUGUUUCUUUAAGAAUAACUACAGGUUUGAAUUAUUUUCCACACACAAUGUUACUCAGUCUCACCGGAUUAAGAUCAUUAACUAUUGGAGAUUUCAACAAGAAAUGGAACGAUUUGCCAAAUUUAGAUUCACUCCAACACCUGCAGUUUCUUGAAAGACUAGAACUGUAUGGAAGUGUUGAAAGCGAAAAGGUGAACGACAAUCUGCCGCAUCAACUUCAACACUUAACCGCUCUUACAACGUUAAACAUAACUCUUUUCCGAGGAUUGAAAGCUUUGCCGGAUUGGUUAGGAAAUCUUUCGUCUCUUCAAAGACUUCUAAUAUUUUACUGUCCGGAUCUCAAGUUUCUACCGUCCGGAACAGCCAUGCAAUCACUCUCCAGAUUGAAGAGUUUGAUCACAAUAAGUUGUCCACUUCUCAAGCAAAGUUGUGAGAAGGGGAGUGGCUCUGAAUGGCCUAAGAUUUCACAUAUUCCUGAUAUCAUAAUACAAUGAAACGAAUGAGGUAACUUCAGAAUUUCAUUUCAUAUGCUUCAACCUCACAUUGUAUUUCACUAUUAAAGUCACUAACUG
Mercurialis annua (annual mercury) is the source of this 3594-nucleotide messenger RNA. RefSeq names its product putative disease resistance protein RGA4. The record is from RefSeq and is a predicted model, not a curated record. Gene Ontology annotation, molecular function: ADP binding. Gene Ontology annotation, biological process: defense response to other organism. The coding region runs from base 184 to 3516 and encodes 1110 amino acids. The transcript has 3 exons. NCBI's taxonomy places the organism in Eukaryota, Viridiplantae, Streptophyta, Magnoliopsida, Malpighiales, Euphorbiaceae.